This is a messenger RNA of Scomber japonicus (chub mackerel), 2127 nucleotides long. It is a transcript of the gene lsr, whose product is annotated as lipolysis stimulated lipoprotein receptor. The record is from RefSeq and is a predicted model, not a curated record. The transcript is spliced from 10 exons. The coding region runs from base 178 to 1983 and encodes 601 amino acids. Gene Ontology annotation, cellular component: tricellular tight junction; plasma membrane. Gene Ontology annotation, biological process: establishment of blood-brain barrier; tricellular tight junction assembly. Lineage: Eukaryota; Metazoa; Chordata; Actinopteri; Scombriformes; Scombridae.
UUUCAGGUGCUUCCCUCUCCUGCUGCAUACAAAGACACAAAAUGGAGGUGAAACUACCUGGCUGAGGAAAAGUACAGUAGCGCUAAAUAUUAUGCACAUGUUGAAGUUUACUUUUGUGUAUUUGGAGAUUUAAUAAUACAUACGUCGACCGAGACAUCGAAGAAAAAAGGACUAAACAUGUUUUGGAUUUUAAUCAUCGCCGCUUUAAUGGCACCAGAGUCCACCACAGCUGUAUCAGUGACUUGCCCAACCAAGAGGUACAUCGUCAUCCUCUUCCAGCCCGUCACCCUCACCUGUAACUACCAGACGACAGCCACUCAACCUCCUGUUGUCACGUGGAGGUACAAGUCUUAUUGCCGGGACCCGAUCCAGGCUGCGCUGAAUCCCAGUAGUGCAGAUAACAUCCUGUCUCAGAACAACCCCAACUACGAUGCCAACAUCGAGUGUGCCGACAGCCAGAGGACAGUGCGCAUCGUGGCCUCCAAGCAGGGCAAUGCUGUCACCCUCGGCACGGAGUACCAGGGUCGCAAGAUCAGCAUCCUAAACAACGCAGACCUGAAUCUUGCACAGACUGCAUGGGGUGACAGCGGUGUCUACGUCUGUUCUGUGAUCUCUUCCCAAGAUCUUUCAGGAAAUGGUGAAGAUUACACAGAACUAAUAGUACUGGACUGGCUCCUCGUUGUUUUGGUGGUCUUGGGUUUCCUGCUACUGCUGCUCCUCAUUGGGAUCUGCUGGUGCCAAUGCUGUCCACAUACCUGUUGCUGCUACAUCAGCUGCCCCUGCUGCCCCGAACGCUGCUGUUGCCCACGAGCAUUGUAUGAGGCAGGGAAAGCGGUGAAGAAAGGUGUACCCAGUCACUAUGCUCCUACCCUCUAUGCUCCCAGUAUGUACGCUCAGCCAGCAUAUGGUGGACCGCUAAUGAAUCAGCCUGGGAUGCCACUGCUUCCUAUACCCAACGGAGCCGGCGCACCACAACCCCACAAUGGCUACGGCCGUGAAUAUGACGGUGCCAGCUCAGUGGGACAGGGCUCCCAGGUGCCUCUGCUGCACGACCAAGACGGUGGAGGGGACCACACAGCUCGCAGUGGAUAUCGUAUCCAAGUGGACCCUGAAGGGAAUGCCACACGUGCCAUUUAUUACAUGGAGAGAGAACUGGCCAACCUGGACCCGUCCAGACCGGCCAACUACAACCGCUUGGAUAAUAUGAGUGAAGUCUCUUCCCUGCACGAUAAUUUGGACCCUCGGGGCCGCGGGGGUCGUUCACAGCCACCACCUCUGGCAACAGUCUAUGACCGGGAUGAAGCCAUGAGCACCAUCAGCAGUGUUUCCCAGCAUGUCCAACGCCGGGGUGGGCACAUGGGGGAUCGCGUACGUGCCCGCUCCAUGGACAACCUUGAUGACAUUGGACGCCACUAUAGCCGAGACGACUAUGCACCACGACACCGUGAUGAGCCCAGAGGCCGGAGAGGCUCGGAUGAUGAGUGGAGCAGCAGUGCCCGCAGUGGCUACGACCGUGCCUCUGAUGACCGCAGGCGUCGUGACUACUCCCCUGAUGACCGUCGGAGUAACGGAGGAAGAGGUGGUUACGGUGGCCUCCCCGGGAGACGUUGCCACAGCCGUGAUGACUUAAUGGAUCUGGAUAGGGAAAGGGAUCGUCGGCCUGGUGGAGGUGAGAGGGGUGGACGGGGUGACUAUGACGACAGCUUUCUGAGAGAGGCCAUGGAGAGGAAGAAGAUGGGUGAGCAGCAGAGGGCCCGCAGCCGGGACCGACUGGACACCGAGAGCGACCGCUCAGAUAGGGGGAGGACUCCACGUGGACCGCCCCCACUCCCUGUAAGCCCGCCUGCUGGAUACGCUGGUCGCCGUGACGACUACCCUCCACCUCCCCCUCCACCAUACAGUGACGAGGAAAGUGUGUCAUCUUCAAAGAGAAGCAACCUCCGCAAGAAUGGAGCAGUGAGUCGAGAGAGCCUGGUGGUGUAAAACUAACCGUGAUGGGAGCAACCUAUCCAAUAAUGCAGCUUCAAUUCAUCAGUUUAACCAGAUUCAUGUUUAAGACUGUAAAUAUUUCACACUGCUAAUUUGCUGUGCUGAUUUUUAUAUUGCAUAAUUUACGAUAAGCUUAUA